UUUCCUGACCUUGAACCUAGUAUAAAUGCAGCGUUACCAAGUAUCGCUAUUUAAAAGAACCAACCGGCUAAAACCAAGCUACCAAAAUGGCCAACGAUAAUGGUUUCGUUAAUCUUGCAUACGCGUCAACUUCAACAAAUACCUCAACAGCCUCCAUACCGGGCGAGUAUAGAGCGAAACUCGAACUACAAAAUAAUGAAUACAAUGGCAAAAUUGCAGUAUCCACAUCCAGUGGCAACACAGUGACCGCGAAACAGAAAACGCGGGACACACACCAGCUUCGCAACCACUCUGCCACUGCCGAAACUGUGGGUAAAAACCGAGAUACCUGGACAAAUGACAUUGAGUUCCUCAUGUCUUGCAUUGCACUUUCCGUGGGUUUAGGCAACGUUUGGCGUUUUCCCUUCACUGCACUUGAAAACGGCGGAGGUGCAUUCGUCAUUCCUUAUAUUAUAGUAUUAUUUUUAGUUGGAAAACCAGUUUAUUAUAUGGAAAUGCUGCUGGGACAGUUCUCAAGUCGUGGAAGUAUCAAAGUAUUCGAUUUUUCUCCUAUAAUGAGAGGUAA
This is a messenger RNA of Rhagoletis zephyria (snowberry fruit fly), 565 nucleotides long. Its product is annotated as sodium-dependent nutrient amino acid transporter 1-like. The record is from RefSeq and is a predicted model, not a curated record. Lineage: Eukaryota; Metazoa; Arthropoda; Insecta; Diptera; Tephritidae. Gene Ontology annotation, cellular component: plasma membrane. Gene Ontology annotation, molecular function: amino acid:sodium symporter activity; L-amino acid transmembrane transporter activity. Gene Ontology annotation, biological process: sodium ion transmembrane transport; amino acid import across plasma membrane; nitrogen compound transport.